CAGAUGAAGCUGGGUCAAGUGCUUUUUGUCCUGUUUCUCUUGACGCAGGGCACUGCGACAUUCAGAAGCGAUGCAAUAGCUCCAAGCAGAAAUUAUACUUUAUUAUCUAAUGUUCUUGCUGGUGACCUAGUGGGCAACAUCACUCUGAAGCCUUCUCAAGGACCAUUUGUGAUAGAUAAAGACUUAUUAGUCCCUGAAGGCUCUCAAUUGACUUUAAAACCGGGAGCGCAGUUGCUCUUUCGUCCUGAGACCGGAAUACAGAUCAAUGGCUCCUUGAUUGCAGAAGGGAGCCCGGAAAACAAGGUUUCGUUUUCAUCAUUUCCUUACCCUAAUGCAAGCUCAUACGCUAGCCACUACUAUGGCAAUGGAAUACGCCUUGUUGAUGGAAAUAAUUACACUGAAGGACGGCUGGAAAUAUUGAUGAACAAUAGAUGGGGGGUUAUCUGUGCAGAUCGCUGGACUAAAGAGAACACUGAUGUUGCAUGCAGACAUUUGGGCUUCUUAGCAGGGAAGAGACAUUUCAAACAACCUUUUGAUCGAACAAAGCUCUAUCUCAUUGAUUAUUUCGCAUGCAAAGGUUAUGAAAACAACCUAUGGAACUGCGACUAUAGAAGAAAAUUCAUGGGCUGCCCCCAAUAUCCCAUUGGUAUUGAAUGCGUGGGCUUGAUGAGAUUUCUCAAGGAAAAAGUAAAAUGGCGAGGGAUGUCCUUCAUGAUGCAGAAUCAUAGACCACUAUCAAUACUGAAGCAUGUUACCAUUAAAGACGCAGUUUUUGCUUUGAAUGUCACACACCAAGCCCCGGAAAUAAGCAGCGUCACUAUCAGGAACUCCAUCCACGGUAUCCAAGUAAGCCACUUGAUCGAGCAAAGCAACAUUGAACUCACUGAUAUUUUGGUUCAUGAUAAUUACCUUACUGGCAUGAAGAUUAUGAGCUUAAAGUCAGAAGUGAGAAUUCGUAAUUCGUCCUUCACAACGACAUCUUUAGGAGAUGGGUUUUCCUUUGAAGAUGAGACAGUGCCUAUUGAUUUCUGUACUUGGGGCCAAAACUCGACACUGGUGUACCCCUUAAUGUUUAGUGCGUCGUCUGAUGGCAACGAUGGCUAUUGCUCUAAGCCUGUUUGGGGCUUUUUACUAUUGAUUACAGCUACAAGAUCUGUGUUGCUGUCAAACUGUACGUUUCUCCAUAAUGGCAAGAGUGGGGUAAACAUAGAGAAUUUUGCAGGCCAUCUUCAAAUGACCAACAGCAAAAUGAACCAAAAUGCCCUUGACGGUGUUAACAUCAAAGGAUUGAUUGGAAAACUAGAGCUAAAUGAUCUUGAUGUUGUGAAUAAUGGUCAACUUGGUCUGGUACUGGAAAAAGUCUCCGGUAAAAUUGUUUUAGAGAGCUUUAACAUAAGUCACAAUAAGCAGGAUGGAGUUAAGGUCUACCAAGGAACAGGAUUCCUGAUGAUGAAAAAAGGAGCGAUUAAAGAAAAUAAUGCUCAAGGUAUUUAUAUCGGAUCUCUAAGAGAAGUUCAGUUGAAUUUGACAAGCUUGAAAAUUUCUAUGAACAAGGAAACAGGCCUAACUUUGGAGAAGACAUCAAAUGGAUUAAUAAUGCUAACAGACGUCACAACAACUUUAAAUUCCAAGUAUGGUGCGUAUUUUACACAAUGUUCAUCUCCGGUGGCCAUUGAAAGAAGUUCCGCAAAUGCGAAUAGUGGCCAUGGAUUCUAUUUUCAAAGGCAAGGUGGCUCUGUUAAGAUUUCGGAUUUCACUGCAUCUCUAAACCAGGAAAGCGGACUUCGUGUUGAUGAUGGCAUAUCUCGCUUGUUUAUCGAUCAUG
This is a messenger RNA of Actinia tenebrosa (Australian red waratah sea anemone), 1825 nucleotides long. RefSeq lists its product as uncharacterized. Lineage: Eukaryota; Metazoa; Cnidaria; Anthozoa; Actiniaria; Actiniidae. Gene Ontology annotation, biological process: homophilic cell-cell adhesion; cell-cell junction maintenance. Gene Ontology annotation, cellular component: membrane. Gene Ontology annotation, molecular function: calcium ion binding. The record is from RefSeq and is a predicted model, not a curated record.